This is a messenger RNA of Helicoverpa zea (corn earworm), 2251 nucleotides long. RefSeq lists its product as uncharacterized. Bases 575 to 1366 code for a protein of 263 amino acids. Gene Ontology annotation, molecular function: structural constituent of chitin-based larval cuticle. Lineage: Eukaryota; Metazoa; Arthropoda; Insecta; Lepidoptera; Noctuidae. The transcript is spliced from 9 exons. Gene Ontology annotation, cellular component: chitin-based extracellular matrix. The record is from RefSeq and is a predicted model, not a curated record.
GGACAAUCCUUCUAUCGGGGAAGACUAGUUUUUUAUUCAGCUGUGUUAAAUAGACGCGAUGAUAGGGUUAAAAAAUAGUCAUAAUUAUUAUUAGUUACACACGUAUUUAAAUUAAACUUAAAAAAAAAAAACUAAAAUAUACCUAUGAUUCAUUUAAAAAGACUGAAUGUUUGAGACGUCAUAUUUAAAGUUUUUAAAUACCUAUAAAAGAGAUAUAAAUUCCAACGCGUUUGUCUUUGUUAUUUGUUUGUGAAAGAAAAGAAAAAUAAUAUUGAAGAAACCAUCUUGAAAAAAAAUAAUACGUUCUCGAUUAAUUUGUAUUUAAAUCAUAUUUCAAGUGUACAACUUGUAAAAAAAUCAAUCAUCCGAAUUGAGAACCUCCUUACGUCAUUAUAUUAAAAAAAUAAACUUCUGCAAUCGGUUCUUUAUAGUAAAAUUUCGCUACAAUCUUCAUACGAGUUUUGCUACGGUCUAUUGAGCCUUGCUUAACAUCUAUAUAUGAGCAGAUUUCAUAAUAUUAAACGCAUUUUCCGUCUGUCCAUCACUUUGUGCGGAGGCCUUUGCAGUUCUGACAAUGAGGUUGAUAUGCUUCUGGUGUUUCCUGCUCGCGGCGGCAGUCAGAGGUCAAAAUAACAACUACUAUGCACCACAGACCUUUCACCAAAAUGAUCCAUAUCAAAGGGCGUUGUUCUCGCCGGCUCCGAAUGACGUGAACGCACAAAGUACUACCGUGGUAGACCCAUGGAGACCAGCGCCAGUCAAUGAGUGGAAAGAGCGCACCACAGCGGGUCCUAUAAUACCUAAAGCGGAGCCGUGGCGUCUGCCGUACGGACUCACCAAGGAGCAGCAAGCGGCCAUCUUGCACCACAAACAAUCACUGACUUCAGACGGCGCAUUCCGCUUCGAGUACGCAUCAGACAACGGUUUGGCAGCUGGUGAACAAAUAGAGCCUGAUGGCUCCAGGGUCGGCGCCUACCAGUACAAGGACCCCAGUGGACAGCUCGUCAAGCUCAAGUAUAGGGCCGGGAAGGACGGAUUCCAGAUCUUGGAGGGCAGCCAUUUACCAAAGAGUCCGGAGCCUGUUCCCCCCAGCAACGCAGACAACUACUACCAGCAGGCGUACGCGCAGCAGAGACAGCAGUACAACCUGCAGCAACAGUAUAAUCAGCAGAAGCCCAACCCAGCCCAACAGAACUGGGGACAGAACCAGGGUCCCUCAGAACAGCGUCCCGCUGGUAACCAGUACUUCGUCUCCAAUUGGAGAGGUCAAAACGAGGACGACGGACAGUACCGUGAAAAUGAAGUAGACAACGCGAACAAACCGCACAGCUUCGGGGAUGGUUUUGCGUUCGCGUUUCAAGGAUAAAAACUAUUUGAAGCCUGCUAUUUAUCAUAAUUAACAACAUCUAUUUAAUUUAUUGUCAUCUUCCUGCCCUUUUCCCAAGUUAUCUGAGGUCGGCGCAAUAUGUUUUUUCUUCCAUUUCUCUCUUUCAGACGUUAUACUAAUAUCGACAUACUUCUUUUUCAUGUCCUCUUUCAGGCAGUUAUAUAAAUCUGUAUCUGUAUAAAUUAUAACAUUUAAAAUUAAACUUAGGUAUACUUUGAUAAAGUAGGGGUUAAACACUUUUUUUACUUCUUACUGAUAUAAAUUAUAUUCUAAAACCUUUCUUAUGGAACCCUCUAUCUAUAAUUGAAGUUAGAAAAUCCAUGUAGUAUUUUCUGAGCUAAUUGACGGACGCGCCUUAUUUUGAUAAAAUUGACAUUACUUCAAGAAGGAAUUUUAAAACUAGGAUCCACAGUUUACUGAGGGAACUAUUUUCCGCACUCGGAUAAAAAUAAGUUUUUUAUGGUGACGUAUCUGCUAAUAAUAUUUAAAUAUCUCCGUUCAGCUGUUUUGCACAACUAUGAAGAAGUUACAAAAUAACACACACUCAGAAUGUUUUGUUAGUUUUCAUAAUGUUAGUGUGAUAUAUAGUUACCGGCACGAAUCUUGAGCUCUGACCUUCACCUGCGCAGAAGUAAUGAAAUGAGGCGCAGGGGCGGGCUAAAGCGGCAUAACCGUCACUCGGGAUUGGUUAUUUGCUAAUAAACACUUCUGCGCAGAUGUAGGUCAGAGCUCAAGAUUCGUGCCGAUAACUAUACCCUAAUUAAAGAGAUGUUGCUAAUUAUGGCUUAACUUAACGUACUCUCUUACUUAAGUGUGUAUAAUAAUAUUAUUAAGUAAAUUAUAUAAUGAAUACAUUUGUAACUA